GCCGAAGAUGUCAACGUUUAGAGCACUAGAAAGCCGGGGACAGGGCCUCACUUGAGGAGCAGCAGAGGCCUUGCUAUCACUCCGGAUACACCGGAAGGCACCAAUAACAUUGAGCAGUGUCAAGUCGAAAAGUACGCUUCUGGCUCAACUCGGAGCAUAAAUGCUCGAGGGCGUUUCAAACUUAUCAAUCGUGUAAAAUGGAAUGCAAUGACCCGUCGACUCCCCUCUCCUUCCACGAAGGGCCAACGUCGCUGCGUUUCCGACUCUAAAACGCCAUCUGCGAGUUUGACAGACGCAUGCGUCGUGCCUGGGUGCCCCCGGAAUGUCCGUGCCUCGACUCCUCUUUUUCACAUGCGGCGGCCUGCGGCAAAUUGCCAAGUGCAACCUCGCCAGGGCGAUUUGUCGAGAAUGACAGCAGAUCGCACGUGUUUCACCCCAUCGUCGUCCCCAAAUAAAGCACCUCGGCGGCCAGCCGGCGGCCCAAAGAGCUUGUGUGGCGUCUUCGCUAUGCAGGCAGAACAGGUUUCGGGGAGAAAAAGUCGAGCGGGAUGCUACGAAAGCACGGCUGGGGAGGAGAACGUGGAGAGCGUGCCAUUCUGCGGGAGAGGUUUGCAUGGCGAUGGGAAAGAGGGAGUUUCGGACUGCGACUCUGGGCGGCGUGAGAAAAACAGCGACGGCACUCCACUUCUACUGAGACGCCUGAUCCUUUCGUACUGAUCCGAACCGGGGGUUUGUGACGAAUAACACUACAAAGCCAUAGCCGCGCAAUGACAAGCUGCACUCUUGUCAGUCCCCAGAGACCGGAGGUUCAGGUCCUGCUCCGCCUUGUUUCGUGCAACGCCAGACCUUCUCGUCGUAAAAGCAGCCAGAGAAAGCAGGUACCACGUGCACCAAGGUCCCGCUCAUGAUUCAGCGAUCGACCAGGGUUUGUCGAAAGUGUCGUGCUCUAAGCACAGCCGUCGCGAUAAUUACUCAACAUCAUGUCAUUCGCGAAUUGCUCGGCCGAGAGCGAAC
Microdochium trichocladiopsis is the source of this 1014-nucleotide messenger RNA. RefSeq lists its product as uncharacterized. Lineage: Eukaryota; Fungi; Ascomycota; Sordariomycetes; Xylariales; Microdochiaceae. The transcript has a single exon. The record is from RefSeq and is a predicted model, not a curated record. The coding region runs from base 208 to 717 and encodes 169 amino acids.